AUGUCCGCCAGCGAUGCCACAGAGCACUUCUCUAACUUGUACUACUCCCUGAUUCCUCAUGCCUUUGGUCGCAACCGACCCCCAAUUAUCGAUACGGCGACCCUGCUCAAGAAGGAAGUGGAGCUUUUGGAAAGCUUGUCGGACAUGAAGGCCGCGAGUGACAUCAUGAAGAUACAGAACGUAUCUGACGGUAUGCAUCAGCUUGACCGCCAGUUCCAAGGCUUAGGCUUGCAAGAGAUGACUGUCCUGGACAAGUCGAGCACCGAGUACACGCUACUGUCGACUUACCUUCAAGGUAGCAAGGGCAGCACUCACUACUACAACUAUAACAUUGUCGAUAUCUUCCGCGUUGAACGGAUGGGAGAGAGAACCCGCUUUAACGAAAGUCGCUUCGUCGAUGUCAAGAGUGACAAGCGUCUUCUAUGGCAUGGUUCGAGGUGCACCAACUUCGGAGGCAUCCUUAGCCAGGGUCUUCGAAUUGCCCCACCUGAAGCCCCCGUUAACGGCUACAUGUUUGGCAAGGGUAUCUACCUGGCAGAUAUGUCAUCCAAGUCUGCUGGAUACUGUGCCCACCACUCCUCUCAGAAUCAGGCCCUUCUCCUCCUUUGCGAGGCCGAACUUGGCGACCCUAUGCAGGCGCUACGAAGCUCUAGCUACGAGGCCGGGAAGACAGCCGCCCAGGGCGGCAUGAUUUCAACGUUGGGAAUGGGUCGGGUCAAGAUGCCCGAUUCUUCCCAAGGCGUCGCCGACGACACGACGGGGAAUAGUCUUUAUUACAACGAGUAUAUUUGCUAUGACAUUGCACAGGUCCAGUUGCGAUACCUCUUCAGGGUUGACAUGUCGUAA
Parascedosporium putredinis is the source of this 846-nucleotide messenger RNA. The record is from the annotation of a GenBank genome assembly. Lineage: Eukaryota; Fungi; Ascomycota; Sordariomycetes; Microascales; Microascaceae.